AUGGCUGUCUCAUCUGAAAGGUAUUGCAUCCAAUGGAAUAAUCAUCAGUCGACACUACUGAAUUUUUUCAACAAUCUGCUGUACAACAAGAUGUUCGCCGAUAUCACCCUCGUCCUGGAUAACAAUGUGAUGGUCAAGUGCCAUAAGAUCGUGCUGUCCGCGUACUCGACCUACUUUCGAACUUUAUUCCUCAAUCUACCGUGCGAACAUCAGACAAUCGUGCUCAAAAAUAUCAAAAUUUCAGAAAUGAUGCCGAUUCUGCAGUUCAUGUAUCAAGGCAAGACAAACGUAAUAAAGAAUCAAGUGAAUGAUGUGCUAAAAGUUGCGAAAGCAUUGCAAGUGAAGGACCUAGUAAUAGAAGAUAACAAUAAAAGCAGAAGCAGUACGAUGAGCGAUCCUCGUCGCGAAGACGCAAUAAACAUGGUAACAAUGCCGUUGAUUAUCAACAUUGGCAACAAUGACGUAGCUGCUGCGCACAGCUUAUUAUCAUUGCAUUCCAGUGUGGAUCAUUUAUCGGCAACCCAAACAUUUCAUGAGCAACGGUAA
Trachymyrmex cornetzi is the source of this 546-nucleotide messenger RNA. RefSeq names its product protein tramtrack, beta isoform-like. The record is from RefSeq and is a predicted model, not a curated record. Lineage: Eukaryota; Metazoa; Arthropoda; Insecta; Hymenoptera; Formicidae. The transcript has a single exon. The coding region runs from base 1 to 546 and encodes 181 amino acids. Gene Ontology annotation, molecular function: protein binding. Gene Ontology annotation, cellular component: nucleus. Gene Ontology annotation, biological process: regulation of transcription by RNA polymerase II.